AUUUUGUAGGAGAAAACAGAAAAGGGCAAAACAAGUGUAAACUAAAAAUAAUCAUCCUCUUCCAAUCCCAAAAAUUUCCCUCUCGGUUUCAGUCCCUUCCCUGAAUCUCCCUCCCUCUCGAUAAAACUUCAGUUCGAAUCCAUCCUCUUUUUUGUGUUCUUCGCGACUGAUUGCAUUGGAAUUCGUCAAGAUUCUCGUACUUUCUUAUCGCUUUGCAAUUAGAAAAAUAGUUUGUUUUGUUUUUGUGCUGUUUUAGUUUUUCUUUAUUCUUUUUUUCGUUCUGAUCUCCUCGAAAUUUUGUUCCCGGGUUUCUUCAAUCGAUUUCUGAUCGACUGAAUCCGGAGCGAGAAAGUUACUGCGUUUAGUGGUCGAUUAUUCAUUGUUAGACACUUAAGGAUAGAUUGGGGACUUGAUUUUGGUAUUAUUUUUGCGAGUCCGUUAGGGUUUUGCAUCUUUGCCGUAGAGAGAAUUGGUUAGACUAUAUUACAAACCUUAAUCGUUGCUUAUAAGCUUAUGUUGCGCUCCUCCGGGAUGCUAAUUUGACGAUGAAUCAAGGCGGCAAUACUGAAACCUUAGUUCCAGGGCAACCCAGUUCGCUCGAGAACCAACACGUUGGUGAUGGAAAUCAAUCGGUGGCGACAUCAACAUAUCUUCCUAUGACAUCUGCUCCAGAAGCCAUAACAUGGGCUAAUCACAAGGUGGAUGGCAGUUCCAAUGAGAAUGGGUUGCUCCCAAAUUCCACUUACCAAUAUAAUCAACAAGUGCUCCCACCUGCAAGAAAUGUGCAAGAUGGUCUAAACGUGUCUUCUGUUGCUUGUAGUUCAUCAAGUUUUGUGACAUCAAAUGCACCGCAAGAUUACAAUGCCUAUGCACAAUAUUCCAAUUCUACCGAUCCUUAUGGUUAUGCAAAUGCCGGUUACCAAGGUUACUAUAACAGCUAUCAGCAGCAACCCAACCAUUCUUAUUCACAGCCUGUAGGAGCAUAUCAAAACACAGGUGCUCCUUAUCAGCCCCUUUCCUCAUAUCAAAAUACAGGGUUUUAUGCUGGGUCUACAAGUUAUUCAACCACUUACUACAAUCCUGGUGAUUAUCAGACAGCUGGAGGUUACCCAACUAGCAGCUAUAGCAAUCAAACUACCUCAUGGAAUGGUGGCAAUUAUGGAAAUUAUGUUCCUAAUCAAUAUGCUCAGUACACAUCUGAUUCAAGUGGAGCUUACAGUUCCAGUUCUACAAAUGCAAAUUCUCUACAGUAUCAACAGCACUGCAAACAGUGGGCCGAUUACUACAGUCAAACAGAAGUUAGCUGUGCCCCUGGGACUGAAAAACUGUCCACUCCGGUUACUGCUAAUGCUGGGUAUCCGGUCCAUGGUUCAGCCAAUUAUCCUGCACCAAACAGCCAACCUCCACCUUCAUAUACUCCCUCAUGGAGACCAGAAUCUGGUUCAUCUGAACUGGUUUCUGCUCAGCCUGGUGCUGUAAGUAGUGAUAAUCAUGAUGGUUACUGGAAGCAUGGGGCUCCAAAUUCUCAAGUGCACCUUACUAAUGCUACUCAACCUCACUUUGAAAAGCCUCUAGAUUUAAAAAAUUCUUAUAAUAGCUUUCAGGAUCAACAGAAUAGUGCAGGUCCCCAGGGGCCCAAUUUACAAUAUCCAGCACAUUUGGCUCCCCAGAGCUAUCAAUUGCCCUCACAAUCUGUUCCACCUGUAGAAGCGAGAAGGACCAAGCUGCAGAUUCCAACAAACCCUAGGAUUGCUUCCAAUUUGAGCAUACUAAAAGCCAGUAAGGAUAGCUCCACAGCUGAUGCUGCUGUACAACCUGCUUACGUCAGUGUUUCAUUGCCGAAGCCAAAUGAAAAAGAAUUGUCCAAUGAUACUGCAGAGUCUGUCCUGAAGCCUGGAAUGUUCCCUAAAUCAUUGCGUGGUUAUGUUGAGAGGGCUUUGGCACGAUGUAAAGAUGAGAAGCUGAUGACAUCUUGUCAAUCAGUUCUAAAGGAGAUGAUCACGAAAGCAACUGCUGAUGGCACGCUUUAUACAAAAGACUGGGAUGUUGAACCUCUGUUUCCGUUGCCAAGUGCGGAUGCAGUUAAUACAGACAAUUUACAGGUUUCAACUCCUCUUUCUUCAUCGUCAAAGUCCAAGAGAAGCCCAAGCAGAAGAUCCAAGAGUAGAUGGGAGCCUUUACCAGUGGAAAAACCAGCUGAAGCACCUCCUCCUUAUAGUAAUGGUGCUGCUGAAAAAUAUGGUGGCUGGGCCAAUGUUAGCGAAAGGGACAAAAAGACUUUAUCUGGAAAUUCUGAGACAAAGGAUGUGAGCAAUUCGAGAUUUCCUCUCUGGGAUCAGAGAACUGUGGGCAAAAUUUCCCAAGGACCAGCAAAGAAGCAGCGAGUUGCUGAUGGGAGUGCACCAGAUAACGGUGGGGCAUCAAGUGAUAGUGAUAAGGAGCAAAGUUUGACUGCAUACUACUCUGGGGCCAUGGCACUCGCAAAUUCGCCUGAAGAGAAAAAGAAACGGGAAAACCGAUCCAAGCGUUUUGAAAAAGGGCAUGGCCAUCGGGGAGAAAAUAAUCUCUUCAAACCUAAAAAUGCUGGAAUUGGAAGCUUGUAUACUCGAAGGGCCAGCGCCUUAGUUAUUGGAAAAAGUUUAGAAGACGGUGGCUGCAGAGCUGUUGAAGACAUUGACUGGGAUGCUCUUACCAUUAAAGGGACUUGCCAGGAAAUUGAGAAACGUUAUCUCCGCCUUACUUCUGCUCCUGACCCAAGCAGUGUAAGACCUGAAGAAGUUCUGGAAAAAGCUCUCAAUAUGGUUCAAAUGUCUCAAAAGAACUAUCUAUAUAAAUGUGAUCAAUUAAAAUCCAUCCGUCAGGAUUUAACUGUACAGAGAAUUCGCAAUCAACUAACAGCCAAGGUAUACGAGACUCAUGGUCGAUUAGCCUUAGAAGUUGGUGACCUGCCCGAGUAUAAUCAGUGUCAAUCACAGCUAAAGACUCUGUAUGCUGAAGGAAUAGAGGGAUGUCACAUGGAAUUUGCUGCUUAUAACUUACUCUGUGCGAUCUUGCACUCUAACAACAAAAGAGAUCUUUUAUCAUUGAUGUCAAGGUUGUCAGAUCAAGCCAAAAAGGAUGUAGCUGUGAAUCAUGCUCUCGCAGUUAGUGCUGCUGUCACCUCUGGGAAUUAUGUCAAGUUCUUCAGACUGUAUAAAGCAGCUCCCAACCUAAAUGCAUGUCUGAUGGAUCUCUAUGCAGAAAAGAUGCGUUACAAGGCUGUAAAUUGCAUGUCCCGGUCUUAUCGCCCUUCUCUACCUGUUCCUUACAUUGCUCAAGUCUUGGGCUUUUCUUCUUCAUCGGGAGAUGAAGUUAGGGACAAGGACGUAGAUGGAGUGGAAGAAUGCACGGAAUGGUUGAAAGGGCAUGGAGCUUGCCUCAUAGCAGAUAAUAAUGGAGAGAUGCAGCUUGAUGCAAAAGCUUCAUCUACAACUCUCUAUAUGCCAGAGCCCGAUGAUGCGGUAGCUCAUGGAGAUGCAAAUCUUGCUGUGAACGACUUUUUUACACGAACAUCCUCAUAAAAGAAAAGAAAGUAUUUUCAUCUAGUUGUUCCUAGCUUGUAAGAGAAACUGGCCAAUUCUGUCCUCAAACAAGCUGAUGUACAAAACAACGGAUGCUUCAUAUUGACCGAACUUUCGGAGGAAGAUUACACUAUUCCCGUCUCCGGUCUGUAACAAUGUAGAAGAUGAACAGGUACAGUGUUAAGAUUUGAGUGAAACUAUCAAUCAAUAGAUGGCUUAAAUGGAAAGAGAGGAGCUAAGAACACAUUGUAGCAGAGAAUAGCAUUCUGUUCAGGAAAUCAUAACUGUUCAUUAUUUAUUGGUAUUACUUAGCAAAGAUGGAUAGAAAUAAAAGUAAAUUGUAUUUUAACAUUUGUAUUAGAAUCUUAUGUGAUUAGAAUUUUUGCUUUUACUUUUUUU
Benincasa hispida (wax gourd) is the source of this 3959-nucleotide messenger RNA. RefSeq names its product SAC3/GANP/Nin1/mts3/eIF-3 p25 family (gene SAC3A). Gene Ontology annotation, cellular component: nucleus. The record is from RefSeq and is a predicted model, not a curated record. Lineage: Eukaryota; Viridiplantae; Streptophyta; Magnoliopsida; Cucurbitales; Cucurbitaceae.